GUUUGCUAUUUUAUCAUUUAUCAUGAUGUUGGCGCUUAUUGUUAUUAUUAUUAGUAGUAUGCGUAGUAGUAGCAUUUAGCACAUAUGUGAAGUAACAUUUCCGUUAUAUAAGAUAAAUGUUAGUAAUUUUGUGGCUUACAUGUUGAAAUCGCGACAAAAAAGGAGAAAGAGAACAUUUUUGGAUUGCUGAAAACAAUUUAUUUGUUGUUUAUCUUGAUUUACUCUUUAUAUCACCAUUAACACUUUUUAUCUCAAUUGACAUUAUCGUUACCGUUCGAUCAUAGUUUCGACUGAUCCCCAUGUCACACGUUUUUGUCCUUGUAUAUUUUGUAUUGUAUAACUAUGAUUGUGACUUGUUUCCUAUAAACGUUCCUUUUUAAUGAAGACAUAAAAAGAUUUAGGUUUACUAAUUUAGAGUUCUAUCCCCUCAUAUGUUUCACCCCUUACCCCUACUUAUAAAUAGGUUUGUUAAAACAUGAUACUUAAUAAUGACUUAUUUACCGUUAUCCAUCAAAUACUACAAAGGAAAAAUAAAUAGAGAAGUCAAUGUACCGUGGUGGAUUUGGCUUUUAAACAAACAUGUUUGAUGAAGGAAAUGUGUUCAAAUAUGAAAUAUAUUGUAGUAGGACCAGAAGUGUAGAACCACAACAUAGUAAUAAGUAUAGGAGUGGGUCCUCACGCUGUUGUUACACAUCUUUGUUGACAGCAGCUCGAGUACAGUUUGAACCCUGUGCUGCUGCUGCUCCUCUUUACUACCGCUGGUGCUAUUGCAUUAGAAGCGAUUUUCAUUGUUGUGCAGUCCCUGUCAGUCGCUGUGGGACCUCUGAUUGUUCAUGGUAGCUAAUACACAGUAACCAACGACACCAACAACCCCCCGUCACUACUGUAACCAGAGGAUGUCCGAUAUUUAUCUGACCUGCCCGCUGUGCUGUUGCUAACUAUUUAGCUCAGAUUAGCCCCUGUUAGCUUGGCCUAAGUCUUAUUAGCAGACUUUGCACUUGGGUAAAACACUUCAUGAAACGUAUGACAUUAGCUGUCAAGUGUCGUAAACGCCGUGUCGUUUUUAUACAACUUUCAUGCGCACUUUCAUCCGCGGUUCUCCGUCUGGACAGAAUCAUUACUAGCCGCUGCUACCACUACGUCAACAGUGAGCGAUGUCGGUGUCCGCUACAACCCGCCUACUCGGCACAGGGAGAACCCGUAUCCUUGAUUCGUUUAAACGGAUUUCCGUCAACAUGUCCUCUUCGUCGGCUUCCUGCGGUAAACGACUGCGGGUUCUAGUGGACAUGGACGGAGUCCUAGCGGAUUUUGAGGGGGGGUUCCUGGAGAAGUACCGGACCAGGUACCCGGAAGAGCCCUACAUCAGUAUGGAUGACAGGAGAGGGUUCUGGGUGUCAGCCCAGUACGGGAAACUGAGGAGCGACCUGUAUGAAAAAGCCAUCAGUAUCUGGGAGUCCAAAGACUUCUUCAUAGAGCUGGAGCCUCUGCCUGGAGGAGUGGCGGCUGUUAAAGAGAUGGCCAAGAUGGAUAACACAGAUGUCUUUAUUUGCACCAGUCCCAUUAAACAUUACAAAUACUGCCCAUAUGAGAAGUAUUCCUGGGUAGAGAAGCAUUUUGGUUAUGACUUCCUGGAGCAGGUCAUCCUGACCAGGGACAAGACAUUAGUCAGUGGAGAUCUGCUCAUAGACGACAAGCCCGACAUCCUGGGCGUGGAGUCCAAACCAGACUGGGAGCACAUCCUGUUCACUGCCUGCCACAACAAACAUCUGACCCUGGGACCCUCGCAGAGACGACUCCAGUCCUGGUCGGACGACUGGAAGGCUAUCCUGGACAGCAAGAGGCACUGAUGUCAGUCAUGUUUCCACGAAAGAGAAGAGCGACGGAGGCGUGGAUUUCUUAGUAAGUUCUCGUGGAGUGAAAAUUCGGAGAAAAGGAAGAUGGGAAAAAAAAUGAAGAAUCUGCUGGUUGCUUUUCAUUUGGGAGAUGUUACUCGACUGGACCACACGGUGGCAGUGUGAGACCUUUCCAUCACCAGUGCUGGACACACACUGCUCUGCCCUUUUAGUUCUCUCAGUUGACAUUUACGUGUUUUUUUUAUUUUUUUAUUUUUUUUUAAAAAACACUUCUUGUCGUCAGAUUCCUCAGUACAGCAUUAGGCCGACGGCUGUCACACUCCACUACAGCAACACUUACCACAAAAUUUCACAAUGGUACAGACGUGCAAUACAAAAAAAAAAAAAAAAUCCAAACGAAAAAAAGGUUGGUGCUUAAUGUUUCACUUCAGUUUGGGGAGUUUACCAGACCACUGUUGACAGUCUCCAUUCGCACAGAUAUACAUAUACCUCUUAUCACUUGGGUGCUCAUGUAUGUACUAUAUGUAUAAUAUUGUGGUUUUAUUUCAAACAGAGUUGCACAAAACUAAAAUUUUGCCAAACCCCUUACUCCUAUAGAAUUAACUAGAAAAAUAAAACAGAUUCAGUUAAGUAUUGUGUGCUAAUUAAUAAAAGUUUAAAAAUAAUCUUUGUCAAUUACAAAAAAGUUGAAAACUAAAUACGAUGAUUAGAAAAGAUUUUUUUUUUUUUUAGUUUAUUUUAAGUAGAAACAUUUUAAAGUUUUUAUUGCAUACUAAAUUUUUGACUGCAUUGUUGUCUUUUAACCAAAUCAGUUUGAGAAUCAAGUGUUGGUCAUAAAAAACAACAAACUAGUCUAAGUCUAAUCUUCAGUUUAUUGUGAUAGUGGCUCUGUCAUGGUCCAGGGCUGAAUUCAGAUGUUAAUGUGAAUGAUGAGACAUUGUCAGAACCUCCACAGAGCCUGGAACUAACCUGGUGUGGGAUCAGAGGUCAGGUCAUUUGAAGAGCAUGUGAGGAAUCUUCCUCAGAAGACCCGGUGCCAUAAUCCCAAGGAUUACCUGAAAAACAAAACAAAUCCUGUUUUAACACUAAUGAUUGUCUUGUACUGUAAAAUACACAUUUUCUCUGUGAAUUCAUGUGAGCUCAACUCAGACAUUUUUAUUAUUACUUUUUUUUUUUAUUUCUGGGUCUAAUCAUUUCUGUCAUUUUUGCUUUUUUUGGGAACAAACCUGCGGGUCGUGAACAUGUGUCUUCAUGUUUGUGUUCAGCUGUUGUUUGUGCAGACAGCAGUGAUCAAGUUUACAUGUGUGUCUGUUUUUCUUUCACCUCAGCUCAGGUUUUCCAUUCUGGAACAUUUCUGUGUAAUUUGCAAAAAGAAUAAAAACACAGCAAAGGCAGAA
Molecule: messenger RNA, 3250 nt
Organism: Cynoglossus semilaevis (tongue sole)
Lineage: Eukaryota; Metazoa; Chordata; Actinopteri; Pleuronectiformes; Cynoglossidae
Gene: nt5m
Product: 5',3'-nucleotidase, mitochondrial
Exons: 5
Coding region: 1155-1847 (230 amino acids)
Biological process (GO): pyrimidine deoxyribonucleotide catabolic process
Cellular component (GO): mitochondrion
Molecular function (GO): 5'-nucleotidase activity
Source: RefSeq, a predicted model, not a curated record